UCUUGGGUCAGAGCAUCAACAGGUGCAUUGACAAUGGCCAGGGUAGAGAUGAUGGCAUCUUUUGACUCAAGAAACCGCUUCAGCAUAUAAAAUGCUGAAUUCCACCUUGUAGUGCAGUCUUGUUUAGGCCUCAGCUCAGGCAUCCCCAUCUGGCAUUUUGUAGACCUUCGUUUUUCAGCACCUACUGUGCUCCUGUGGAAGUAUUCCACAGCUGCUUUCACUUUGUCCACAGUGGGCUUCAUCACUGUCAGAGCACCUCUUACGAUCAGGUUGAUUGUGUGGGCAAGACAUGGAUGAUGUGUCCAGUUGAACAUUUUCAUGGCUUUGGUUAUGUUAGCUGCAUUGUCGUUAACACAACAGACCACUUUUCCAUCUACUUGCCAUUCUCUGGUCACUCUCAACAGUUCCUCUGCCAAUUUCUCUGAGGUGUGUCUGUCGCUAAACUCAAAGCAGUCCAGAAGACAGCUAGACAUCGAAAAAUCUUCAAUGAAGUGACAGGUAACCGACAUGUAAGAAGUGGGUACCCUUGAUGUCCAGCAGUCAGUGGUAAGGCAAACUGCAGUAGGUUUUUGGACUCCUUCCCAUACUGAAGCAUGUGUGCUCUCGUACAGUUGUGGAAUAAGUGAUAUUUGAAAGGGAUUUCCUGCUUGGAAUUGUGUACAUUGGAUUUAGACUAUUGCUAUAAUUUCUAAAACCUCUGUCCUCCACGAUCAAAAAAUGGCUGGAAAUUGGUGGCAAUAAUUUUAGCCUGCUCUUAAAUGCAAGUAAAACUAAAUGCAUGCUCUUCAACCGAUCGCUGCCCGCCCGUCCAGCAUCACUACUCUGGACGGUUCUGACUUAGAAUAUGUGGACAAAUACAUAUACCUAUGUGUCUGGUUAGAAUGUAAACUCUCCUUUCAGACUCACAUUAAGCAUCUCCAAUCCAAAAUGACAUCUAGAAUCUUUAAAUCUAGAAUAUACAGAUUUGGUAAAAGAUCAAGUCCAUAUGACAGCAGGAACAGCUCAAAUAAGCAUAGAGAAACAACAGUCCAUCAUUACUUUAAGACAUGAAGGUCAGUCAAAUCGGACAAUUUCAAGAACUUUCAAAGUUUCUUCAAGUGCAGUCGCAAAAACCAUCAAGCGCUAUGAUGAAACUGGCUCUCAUGAGGACCGCUACAGGAAAGGAAGGCCCAGAGUUAUCUCUGCUGCAGAGGAAAAGUUCAUUAGAUUUAAUUGCACCUCAGAUUGCAGCCCAAAUAAAUGCUUCACAGAGUUCAAGUAACAGACACAUCUCAACAUCAACUGUUCAGAGACUGCAUGAAUCAGGCCUUCAUGGUUGAACUGCUGCAAAUAAACCACUACUAAAGGACACCAAUACUAAUAAGAAUCUUGCUUGGGCCAAGAAACACGAGCAAUGGACAUUAGACCGGUGGGAAUCUGUCCUUUGGUCUGAUGAGUCCAAAUUUGACAUUUUUAGGUCCAACCGCCGUGUCUUUGUGAGACGCAGAGUAGGUGAACGGAUGAUCUCUGCAUUUGUGGUUCCCACCGUGAAGCAUGGAGGAGGAGGUGUGGGGGUGCUUUGCUGGUGACACUGUUAAGUGAUUUAUUUAGAAUUCAAGGCACACUUAACCAGCAUGGCUACCACAGCAUUCUGCAGCGAUACCCCAUCCCAUCUGGUUUGUACUUAGUGUGACUAUCAUUUGUUUUUCAACCGGACAUUGACCCAACACAUCUCCAGGCUGUGUAAGGGCUAUUUGACCAAGAAGGAGAGUGAUGGAGUGCUGCAUCAGAUGACCUGGCAUCCACGAUCUCCUGACCUCAUCCCAAUUGAGAUGGUUUGGGAUGAGUUGGACCGCAGAGUGAAGGAAAAGCAGCCAACAAGUGGUCAGCAUAUUUUGGAAAUCCUUAAAGACUGUUGGAAAAGCAUUCCAGGUAAAGCUGGUUGAGAUAAUUGUUGACCGGGGCACCUCUAGUUGGGUAGAAAUUUGACAAACUGACUUGUGGGAAAGGUGGCAUCCUAUGACAGUGCCACUUUGAAAGUCACUGAGCUCUUCAGUACUGCCAGUGUUUGUCUAUGGAGAUUGCAUGGCGGUGUGCUCAAUUUUAUACACCUGUCAGCAACGUAUGUGGCUGAAAUAGCCGAAUCCGCUAAUUUGAAGGGUUGUCCACAUACUUUUGGUGAUGUCAUGUAGUUUCCGCCGUUGCAAAAAUCGAGGAGUCGAUUCGUUGCAGAAUCGAAGCUUGACAUCCCAGAAAUUGGAGUCGACGGGCAAAGAAUCUAUUAUUUUGGAGUUGACUCCACACCACUAGGUGCUUGUAGGUGGGGCUGAAUUGGACUACUUUUCUCAACUCAUCUUAAGCUUCGAUCUAUGAAUGAGAUUGCUUUAUGGAAAGAAACACCAUGAACACUCCACUACGGAUGUUUGUUCUUCUGACUCUACCCUGCUACAGCGCACAUGGGCAGUUCAAUCCUUUUGGAAUUCCAGUCUCCGUCCAUGCUGGGAAGUUCUACGGCAUGUCUCCCAGAGAUCACAUCUGCGGCGGGGUUAAUUAUAGAAGUCUAGAUUUCACCUGCUGUGAAGGAGUACGGCAUAAAGGGGCGGGGCUGUCCUGCUGUGGAAAAAGGGCCUUCAGCCUCACCCAGGCUUCCUGCUGUACCUAUUCACUUGAACCUGGUCAACUGACUCUGAAUGUAAGCCAGCUGGUGUCAGAUUGCUGUGGGUUGAGGGCCUACGACCCUCUCAACCAACUGUGUUGUGACUCACGGAUCCUGAACAGGACCCAACCCCAUGCCAAGUGUUGUGGAAAAGAGCCUUACGAUGAAGACAACCAGCUUUGCUGUGGAAAUAUUAUUGAAGGAAGGAAGGUCCUGGCCAAAAUGUCCAGUCACCACCGAUGCUGUGGAGACCACCAGUUUAACCAGCAAAGCCACUGCUGCUGCUCUGAAACACUAUCCCCAGAGCCUCUCAAUGCAAGCUGCUGUGCAUCAUCAAGUUCUAAUUACAGGGGAAAUGACGCAAGUUCUCCAAACUGUAUGCCAGGGGAGAGGCCCUGUGGUCGAGGUGCCUGUUUUAACCCAACAACAGAGGGUUGCUGUGAGAACCCUACAUCUCUCCAAGGGAAGCGUUACUUGCGUCACCAGACCUGCUGUGAAGGAAUACUCAGCCGCAACCCAUGUAAGACAGCACAAGGUCCCUACAAUGUUGCUAGCUGUGGCUCUCAGGUUUACAAUCCAGAUAUCAACAUCUGCUGUGCCGGGCAGAUUUCUCACAGGGUGCUUGGGAAAAACCUGUGCUGCGGUAAAACUCCCUAUGCUGUAGAGGACCGACGGGUGCUGUGCUGUAACCAGACGUUGCAUCGUGGGGUGGAGGCUGGGCACCAGUGCUCCCCAGGUGGCCACUUGUAUCUGCCAUCCCGUGAAAUUGUGUGUGAGUCACGCGUUCAUCUCAACAAUCCAGGCAAACACUGCUGUGGAGAAGAGACCUACAACCCUCAGGAUGAAAUCUGCUGCAAUGGACACAAACACCGCAGGUUGGGAAACAUGUCCUGCUGCGGAGGGAAGGCCUACGACACCAGCAGUGGCCAGAUGAAGUGCUGUGCAGGGACUCUGUACGACCUGCAGGUUCAGGGCAGGCUCACAGAGGAUGCCCAGUGCUGUGGGAAUAUCCUGAUGGAGGCCGGCUCCACUCAGACCUGCUGCUCUGCCCCAGGGCUAGACCUGCUCUACCCUACCCAGUCAGGGUUCACCUGCUGUGGGCACCGCUACCCCAACUCCUCCCUGUGGUCCUGCUGCGCGGGGGUUCUGCACCCAAGGUCUGAACGAAACACCACCAGCAUGAACAUGAUUCCAGGACCCAGGCUUCUACCACUGGGGGAUUUGAAGACGGAAGAUCUGUGUUACACCGAAGUUCUGCUAGGAACAGUGGAGAGUGUGUCUAUGAAGAUGAACGAGCGGUCCAUCGUGAUGGUAAACGCCAUGUCUUUGCUGGCCUCUCGUGGCAAUGUCAGCACCCUGCCUUCCCCUCUGUACCACACAUUACCCGACCACUGCAGCUCCCCUGAACUGGUGCCGGGCAACACUUACAUCUGGGUGAAAACAGGAUUCAUCUCUGAUCUCAGUGAUCAUUCCUCCCCUCUCCAUUCCAUCCUUUCCAGGUGCUGAACCUUUAUCUCGCCCAGAGGAAAGAAGCCCAACCCUCUCAACAUAAUGUGAAUUCUGGGUAUUUCCAUAGCCUAUUGCUGAGAAAUCUGGUAUGUUAACUGUUAAAGCUUAAAACUAGCAUCUUUAUAGUCUCUAAUGAGCCAAAUCUCUGGAUAAGCCAUAUUGUGUCAGUCUGGGUAGUGGUGGUGUACUGACUAGAUGUUUUGUUGGUUUAAAGAGGCAAUUGGUGCAUGCAUUUCUGGACUUUCACGUUAGUGCAUUCAGAAAGUAUUAUUAUUAUUAUUAUUAUAUUAGUGCAUUCAGAAAGUAUUCAGACCUUGACUUUUUCCACAUUUUGUUAUGUUACAGCCUCAUUUUAAAAUUGAUUGAAUAGUUUCCCCCCCUCAUCAAUCUACAGACAAUACCCCAUAAUGACAAAGCAAAAACAGUUUUUAUUUUGCAAAUGUUCAAAAAAUAUUUUAAAAACAUCACAUUUACAUAAGUAUUCAGACCCUUUACUCAGUACUUUGUUGAAUCACCUUUGGCAGCAAUUACAGCCUAGUGUCCUCUAGGAUAUGACGCUACAAGCUUGGCACACCUCAAAUCAAAUGUAUUUAUAUAGCCCUUCUUACAAACAGCAAGCAAUGCAGGUGUAGAAGCACGGUGGAGACAUACCCCAAGCGACUUACAGCUGUAAUCGCAGCAAAAGGUGGCGCAACAAAAUAUUAACUUAAGGGGGCUGAAUAAUUUUGCACGCCCAAUUUCAGUUUUUGAUUUGUUAAAAAAGUUUGAAAUAUCCAAUAAAUGUCGUUCCACUUCAUGAUUGUGUCCCACUUGUUGUUGAUUCUUCACAAAAAAAUACAGUUUUAUAUCUUUGUUUGAAAUGUGGCAAAAGGUCGCAAAGUUCAAGGGGGCCGAAUACUUUCGCAAGGCACUGUAUGUGUGUGUGUGUAUAUAUAUAUAUAUAUAUAUAUAUAUAUAUAUAUAUAUACCGAUUGAUUCUUAAAGAAUACAAUUUGUCUCAUGGGUUUAGUUCAACAGUGGGUACAUCCAUCCCUCAGCUGUUUACCAAAGACAGUGGCAGGGUGUACCUGCAGAUUUGUUGCCUGAACAUUUGUUUGAACAACAGAGUGCCCCUUUAAUGGUGCUAUGUUAAUAAAAAUAUUUUCUUAGAGUACCACAGUAUGAGUCAUUAUACCCAUAAAAGUGAUUUUAAAAACACUUCAAAUAAGGGCUAUGUUUUGUGAAGGCUUACCAUGGCAUCAGUUUUUGAUAACUGCCGAAUCGAGGAAAAGCUAAGAAUUUCUGCAUUAACCAUCUGUUAACUAAAUUUAGUAAGGAAUAAAUUGGCAAAAUAUCCUUAAGUUGACAAUUCUGUGAACUGUCUUGGACAUGUUUGAAAUUUACACAAUACCUGUUAGCAAAGGUAUCGUCUAAAGAUGACGUGCAGGAGCUUGCAAGGAUUUGUAGUCUUGAUGAUCUACUUUGAUGCUAAUUAUCAUUUUCAAAAGCUGAGAAUAAAUAUAACCGAAUAUAUUGAUAAGUCACCUUGUCCAAGAGAGAUUUACACGGUUAAUACAAUUUCACGCCCGGAUAAGCCUACACAAAACACAGCCCUUAUUUGAAGUGUUUCUAAAAUCCCCUAUCGGAAUAAUAAAUGGUGGAAAAACGAUUGGAACCAUUUCCCUGUUUGACCACUAGGUUUUCUGGGUAUAUGACUCAUCCACUGUGGGACUCUAUGGCUAUUCCCUCCAAAUCCAUACUGAAGCCAUUUCUUCACUGAAUGUUAACGCUUCGUUCAAUGUGACACUAUCAUCGUAGGAGUAAACAUGUCUGUGAAGUGAUUGCACCAUGUUGUGAAACAUCAGGAAAUAAAGCCUAAAUUUAAGCAAG
Messenger RNA from Oncorhynchus keta (chum salmon), 6013 nucleotides. RefSeq names its product usherin-like. The record is from RefSeq and is a predicted model, not a curated record. Lineage: Eukaryota; Metazoa; Chordata; Actinopteri; Salmoniformes; Salmonidae. The transcript has 13 exons. The coding region runs from base 2366 to 4141 and encodes 591 amino acids.